GGCAUGAGCAGGCACCAUGCAGUGCGCCUUCUUCUAAAGGAGAGGGGAGGAAAAGUAAUGGAGUUAUCCCGAUUGGAUUUCUCCAGAAAAUUCCUCCAGAAAGAGCUCGGCUUUCAUCCCGCGCAGGUAAACUGCAUCUUAGCCCUCCCCUAUAGGAAGGGCUUCGAUGUCAGUUUUGCUAACGCCAGCUUCCUGAGGGAGUUCUGGGGGAAACUCCAGAACGCCCUGAACACCCAGGGGUCCCUCACAGCAAUGUUUGAGGUGACCAAGCUGACGGAUAAUAGCAUUAAAACAGUUAUUAUCCGUAUGUACAAUGAAACCGUACAGCCGGAGGACGUUGCAGUAUGGCUGGACAGGUACUGCAACGUGAAGGGUCCCCUGAUCCAGGUUAAAGACCUCGAUGGGAUCUGGACAGGGGCCUGGAGGGUCACUGUCCAGCAAAGGGAGGACCCUGGGGGCUAUGGUGGGUUGAAAGCCAUCCCAUCCACCAUAGUCCUCGGAGAGAACAGGGGCCAUGUUCACUACCAGGACCAGCCCAAGCUGUGCCGUAAGUGUGGUGAACAUGGCCACCUUGCAGACGCCUGUCAGAAGGUGGUCUGCAUGAAGUGCCGGGAGGUGGGCCACCGCUACGAGGAAUGCACGAAUGGAAGGUCGUGCAACCUCUGUGGCGAGCGGUCCCACCUCAUCCGCGACUGCCCCUCCUCCUGGGCCAACAGGGCCAAGGCGGGAAGGAGGAAGUGGGCGGCCGCGGACCGGGCAUACGAGCGCCAGAGGGCUGGAACGGCAGUUGCCGAGGUGGUUGUGGAGGAGCCGGUGGUAGUGGAGGAGCCGGUAGCAGUGGUGGUGGUGGAGGAGACAGUUGUGGAGCCGGUGGUGGUGGUUGUAGUGGAGGACGCGGAAGGUGCAGUGGUGGAAGAAGUGGGUGGAGAGGACAAAACCCUCCCCACCCCAACCCCCCUGCCCCAGACUAAUGUGACCCCUGAAGGAGAAAGUGCCGAGAAAGACGGCUCUGGAGAGAUUUUCAGUGAAAGCUCCCCAAGCGGGUCAGACAUCAUAGGGUCGGUGUCGGAAAGCACCAUGGAGACGGUGUCAGAAGGUACGGGGGAGGAGGGGAAGAGUCUGGAGUUAUACCUCCCGCCACGUAAAAGAAAUGUUGAGGAGCUCUCUGACCCCGAACAGGGCGAGGAGAAAAAGGGAAAGGUGGAGUGGGAGAGCUCCCAGGGGGAGGAGGAACCCAGAACCUUCCCCUCCAACUCCCCCAAUCAAGUCUCCUUUUUAAGUCCUGUUUUAACCUCCUCUCCCUUCCAAACCCCUUUACCCCAGAGGGAGAGAGAGAAAGUCCCUGAGAACUAACCCCCUUUUAACUGUUCAAUGCCUUUGCUUUUAGCACUGUUUUUAUUCACCCCUUUUAUGGCUUUUAAAAUCACCACAAUAAAUGUGAGGAGUGUUAGAACAGCAAUAAGAGCACAGUCGGUUUUAUCCUUUUUAGAAAGGUUUAACUCUGAUGUGUUUUUACUACAGGAGUGUGGCCUA
This is a messenger RNA of Oncorhynchus gorbuscha (pink salmon), 1533 nucleotides long. RefSeq lists its product as uncharacterized. The record is from RefSeq and is a predicted model, not a curated record. Gene Ontology annotation, biological process: activation of innate immune response. Lineage: Eukaryota; Metazoa; Chordata; Actinopteri; Salmoniformes; Salmonidae. Gene Ontology annotation, molecular function: RNA binding; zinc ion binding; double-stranded DNA binding. The coding region runs from base 4 to 1353 and encodes 449 amino acids. The transcript has 2 exons.